AAGCUCCUUUUUCAGAAGAACUUGACCCUUACCAUUGAUGGAAGCAAAAACAGAGAUCCUUCCGUUUUUCUCUCUAUAAAAAAAUUAUUCAUCCAGCUACUGCAAUGAAGACUCUGCAAACAAAUGUGGGCAUCCAAGCAGGAUUUCCUUUACAAUGAAGGAUCAUCCAACUGAUAUCGUCUAAUGUUAACAAGAGAAGCAAAUCCCAAUCCCUUUUGUCCGAGGGGGAGUUGUCCCCACUUCAAACAACCAAUAAACGGUAGGAGGAGGAACAAAGAAGAUCUGGGGAGUGGAGAUAACAACAUGUGUGAGUGAACCUCAACAGAUCUCCCCAACGCACUAUAGCAGAGGUGCUUUACAGUUUCCUGUUAUUAAGAAAAGACAAGGCAUCAUACAGUAGAAGAACUCAACCAUGGGGAAGAAAAGGCCUAAGAGAAGUGGCCAGCUAAAUUUGCCUGAAAACAUGCAGAACUGGACAAAAGAACAUGUAUUCCAAUGGGUGACCAAUAAUCUUAAGCUUGAUGAAAAACAUGGUCACACCCUUCUCCGUGAAGAUGUAACAGGCGCCGUUUUGAAGCUCCUGUCAGAGAAAGACCUUAAAGUCAUGGGGAUAACCUAUGGCCCAGCAAUUCAAAUAAUGCACGCACUGAAAGAGAGGGGUGGUUUAGUUGAAGGCCCUAGCACGGUUUCUGGGCAAAAACAUAGCACAGAGCUUCGGGAUGCUAAAUCUUCCAGUGAGAACAAAGAUGGAGGAGGGAUGAAAGAAAAUGCUGAAGGGAACUUAGUUGAUGCCUAUAGAACACCAGGAAUUGUAACACCUGAAUGCCCCGCGCCAACAGAAUCCAUGCUUCAAGAAACAACAAAAAGCAUGCUUCAGCAUGAUAGUGGAAAUAAUCAACUUCCAACCAGACAAACAUGUUUACCAUACCCUUUUGACGAGUUUCACAGCAGUCAUCGCUAUAUACAGCAUUAUGUUCUCCAUAUUCCUGAAACCGGGCCGCUGAAUCUCAUCGAUCCAGUUCAUGAAUUUAAACUCUUUACGAACACAGAGAAUGCCACAGAGGAGGAACUGAAGGUGAAAUUUUGCAAUGAGAUCUUUAGAUUUGCUGCAGCGUGCAUGAAUUCCCAUACUAAUGGCACUAUCCACUUGGGAGUACAGGACAAUCCUCAUGGGGAAAUUGUUGGGGUGAAAGUCCAGAACAAAGAGAAAUAUAUUAACUAUUUUGACUUGAUGAUAAAGAAAUACUUCGGAAAUCAUGUCAUCAGUGUUGCAAAAGAUUGCAUUAGGAAGCCUCGGUUUGUGGAAGUGUUGCAGCAAAAUAGCAUGACAUCGGAAACAUUUGUUAUUGAAGUCGAUGUGGUUCCCAAAUAUUCUAGUUGUCAAUCUAAAUAUUUCCCUACUAGCAGUUACAGCUUUAAAAGCAAAACAUGGGUGCAAAGUUUAUUUAUAAGGGAUGGUGCUUCUUCCAAAAAUAUUCUUAAUUCUAAAACAGAAAAUAAGGCAUUUAUGUCUAAUCUGGAGAAAUUAGCAAUAAAUAGAAAAGAAGCUGAAGAAAAGCACGGAGAAAAAAGAAGGAAGAAAGAUAGCGAGGGUCUCAAGCUGGUGAACUUACUCACAGGCAACAGAGACUUGCUCGAUAACUCCUAUUACGCUUGGUAUAUUUUAGUCACAAACAAAUGCCAUCCACAUCAUACACAGCAUGUGACUUUCUUGCAGGAAAUAAACUUAUUUGCUGUUCUAGAGUUCGAUCCUGAGUCAGCCAGUAAUGGUGUGGUCAAAGCAUUCAGAGGAAACCGAGCUGCAAAUCUUCAUUUCCCAGAGCAGUACCAGAGCCCCGGGAAUUCAGCUUCUGAAACAAUUGAAAAACUGAAUCUCUAUCAGCAGCCAGGUUGGAUUUUUUGCAACGGCAGGUCAGACCUGAACAGGGAGCCCCCCUUGAAUCCUAGACUGUGGCAGCAACAGAGGGCUGCUGAAGUCAGGAAACUAAUCUCCUUUCUUUCGCAUCCAGAUGUAAUGCAAAGAGGGAAAUUUUUGGUGAUGUUUCUCUUGCUUUCGAAAGUGGAAGAUCCAGGUGACCCCAUGAUUGAAACAUUUUGUGCAUUUUAUCAAGAACUUAAAGGACUGGAUGACAUGCUGUGUAUCUGUAUCGGGGCACAAACAUACCAGUGCUGGAAAGAUCUCUUGCAAGCCAGAUUUAUUGAAGCAGACACGCUAGCAGACAGGUGUAUAUCUAACUUGAGCCUGCCAAUGGUGAACGGUACUAUCCAAAAAUUAAAAUCAGUGACCCAAACAUCUCAGAGACUUUUGCCAUCAAAAGGAUUUUCUUCUACAGUUCUCUCAAAGAAAGAAGAAGACUUCCUAACUGCAUUGGAAAUACUUUGUGAAAAUGAAUGCAAGGACACAGAAAUUGAGAAGAAUAAAGAGCGAUUUUCUGAAUUUAAAAAAAACCAAGAAGAGCAUUUUUAUCGUGGUGGGAAAGUGUCUUGGUGGAAUUUUUAUUUCGCCUCCGAAAGCUACUGUUUACCUUUUAUUAAACGGGAUGCCUAUGAGAAGCUUGAAGAUUUGAUUGAGACAGGGUCUCAGUUUCCUAAACAGUCACCCACAAAAAUUAUCAACCUUUACCAUUAUCCAGGCUGUGGGGGUACUACUUUAGCUAUGCAUAUUCUCUGGGAACUGAGAAAGAAAUUUAGAUGUGCUGUUCUAAAAAAUAAAACAGUUGAUUUUGCAGAAAUUGGAACACAACUGACCACCUUAAUUAGAUAUGGGACAUCCAAUGAGUUGGACUAUUUCCCAGUAUUGCUACUUGUGGAUGACUUUGAAGAGCAGGAAAAUGUUUACCUGUUGCAACACGCUAUCCAAUCUGCGAUAACAGCUAAAGGUAUUAUAUAUGAAAAUCCUUUGGUAAUCAUCUUAAAUUGUAUGAGAUCUCAGAAUCCUGGAGAAAGCGCAAAGAGCAACAGUCUGAAUAGUAUAGCUCUGAAACAAAAAUUAAAUCCGAAGGAACAAAGGGCUUUUGAAGAAAAACUGAAAGAAAUUGAAGAUCAGUAUGAUAAUCCUGAAGAUUUUUAUUCAUUUAUGAUUAUGAAAAAGAAUUUUGAUCAACAGUACAUAGAGAAAGUAGUCAAGAACACACUGAAAGGUUUCAAUGUAACAAGUAAGCAAGCUCAGCUUAUUUCCUUUUUGGCAUUGUUAAAUUCUUAUGUUACAGAGUCCACAAUCUCAGUAUCACAGUGUGAGGAAUUUUUGGGAAUAAGUACUAAAAAGGCUUUCUGGGGGACAGAAAAUUUGGAUGACAAAAUGGGAAAUUGUUCUAACAUUAUAAUACAAACUGAAAUGCAAGAACGUGGACGAUACAAAGGUGUACGUAUCAGUCACUCCCUGAUUGCUGUACAGUGCCUAGAAGAAUUCAAACAAACAUACAAGUUGACUAAAAGUGAGAUUACACUUUUGUUGUUAAGAGAGAAUUUAUUUUAUGACACUGGCAUAGGGAGAGACAAAUUUCAGCAAGAUGUGCAAAGCAUGCUACUUACACGGCACCGAAAGGAACAUGGAGAUGACACAGACACAUUGUUUUCCCCAUUAAUUGAAGCAAUUCAAAAAGAAGAAGGGAGUGCUGAAGUUAAGGAAGUUUUGACUGCGGGGACUGACAGAUUCAACCAAAAUGUAUUUAUUAGCCAAGCUUUAGCAAGGCAUUUCUACAUUAAGGAGAAGAAUUUUCCCAGUGCAUUACAGUGGGCUAGAAAAGCUAAGGAAAAUGCUCCUAACAACUCAUUUAUAUCAGACACUUUGGGCCAAGUUUUUAAAAGUGAAAUAAAACGUUGGCUAGAUGAAAAUACAGAGAAAUCUGUCAUAACUGUAGAUGCUCUGAAACAUUUAUUGAAACUUGCAAAGUGUGCCUCAGAAGCAUUUAAAGAAUCACAACAACAAACAGAAAAUAAAGACAGUGAAAGAGAAUAUUCUCAGAGUAUAAAAUAUAAGAGAAGAUAUGAAAUGUAUAACACAUCUGGCUACCUAGGAGAAAUAGAAACUGGUUUAUACACUAUAGAAAUUAUUGCAACUACACCGUUGUUCAACAAGAAAGAUGAUCUCUUUAAAAAACACAUCAUACAGUUCUUGUCAGGAAACUGGGCUAUCCCAAAAGCCACAAAUGAUACAGACAGUGAAGAAUACAGAUUGGCACUUGAAGAGUAUGCUAAUUAUUUAAGUAAUUUGCAAGAGAAUUUGAAAAAAGCCUUUGAUUUUUUUGACAACUACUUCAUCCCUCUGAAGCCAAAGAAUCCUGAAAAAGAAAUCGUGGAGCUCAAAAUACGGAAGAAAGUUCAAGAUUUUUUCAACAAGUAUGCAGAAAUCUUUUACUCUGACUUUGAAUGGGUAAUGAACUCAAAACUGAGCUCAUCUUUAGAACUGGAAAAUUACAGGAAGAAUUUAGCAGCUUCCAAAGCAGACAAGUUUUCUGGAAUUUUGGAACAUCUGAGCAAUCACGAAAAUCCUAUAAAUAAAAUGGAGGACAUAGUGAAUAAGUAUACCAUUUUGCUUACUCAGACCUCUACCAAAUCUCUGCAGAGGGACAAACAGAAUUUUAUCCUGGCCAACAUUGUCCUCCAUUGUCUCAAUCCAAAAUCCAAAAAGCUGCAAUCUUUUCUAGAGCUAAAAGAACAGCUUAGAACAAUUCUACAAUCAAUAGGUCUAGAGUACCGGUUUUCAGAACCAUACUUCUUAGCCUCCUUAUUAUUCUGGCCUGAAAAUCAAAAGCAACUAGAUAAAGAUUCUAAACAAAUGGAAAAAUAUAUCAAUUCAUUGAAGAAGGCAUUUAAUUGCCAGUAUUGGCAAAUGUGCCGAUCCAAGCAACCUUUAGCAUUCUUCUACCUGGGGAAAGGAAGCAAUCUGAACAAAUUUAUUCACAAAGGAAAAAUUGAUCAGUCUAUUAUCAAGAGCUGGCACAAGACAAGGUCCAAGAUGAGUGAUGAGCUGAGCGCCCUUUGGCAGAGUGGAGAGAUCUGGAAAACAGAUGUUGUUAAACAUCUUUUGCUUCGGUUGAAUGGCAGAGCUGAAGAUAAUCUUGUCUAUGUAGAUUAUGGUCUUGAUGAAGACAUCAGAAUACCAGCACGCCCUGUCUUCUUAGGACAGCUAAAGAGUGGUCGCAGCAUAGAACGAGUAUCUUUUUACUUGGGGUUUUCCAUUGGAGGUUUAAUAGCCUAUGACAUAGAAAUCAUUUAAAAGGUUUGAAAGUAUAUUCCUCUGUAGUGUACAUGAAAUGUGAUAGCUCCUUUGUUUAUAGCUACAAGAAACACAUCACAUUCCCCACCCCCCUACUACCUAUAUAAGUGGUUGCAUAUUAUGGAAGAAUUCUGGGGUAUGAGCUUAACCUGACUCCUUCCAUCUUGGGUUUUAGGCCUCAGACAGGUAAAGAAAAGUGUAGCUUGCCAUUUUGGCAGUAUAGAGUAGCUUGACAUUUUGGCAGCAAGUUGUGUAGUUUGACAUUUGGCUAAGACUGAGAAGGAGAAGAAUAACUUGGGACUCAAUGUCAAAUAUAUUGGCUAAUUUAGAUAUUUUUAUGCUUUUAUCCUGUACCUUCACCCUGAUGGACCUGGCCUAGGUCCCAUGCCCUAAUUGGAACUCGCUUAUAUCCUGUAUUCCCACCAGUUAUGCCUAUACGUGUAUCUACGUGUACUCCAUGUUCCUACCAUGUAUGCCAAUAUGCACGUCCUGAUUUUUUCCUAUUCUUGAGACCAUGUAUGUAACAAAGAUAAGAAAUCUUAUGCAAUAUUUAUGUCACUAAAAGAUGUCAAUAAAACAUGUAACUGUUGUAUCAGAUGUCAAUCUCACACUUAGAGUUUUGCUCUCAGUGUUGGUUCUUUUUUCUACUGCUUGCAAUAAAAAAAUCCUUAAAGGGACAGAGAA
Elgaria multicarinata webbii is the source of this 5902-nucleotide messenger RNA. RefSeq names its product sterile alpha motif domain-containing protein 9-like. Gene Ontology annotation, molecular function: protein binding. The coding region runs from base 413 to 5218 and encodes 1601 amino acids. The transcript is spliced from 5 exons. Gene Ontology annotation, cellular component: cytoplasm. The record is from RefSeq and is a predicted model, not a curated record. Lineage: Eukaryota; Metazoa; Chordata; Lepidosauria; Squamata; Anguidae.